Molecule: messenger RNA, 2216 nt
Organism: Linepithema humile (Argentine ant)
Lineage: Eukaryota; Metazoa; Arthropoda; Insecta; Hymenoptera; Formicidae
Product: phospholipase A1-like
Biological process (GO): lipid catabolic process
Molecular function (GO): lipase activity
Source: RefSeq, a predicted model, not a curated record
AAUAAUUCACAAACUUCCACAAGUCUUCUACAUUUAAAAAACAGUUUACACAGCCGUUAAUAAUGUUACAAUUGUCAAUACUUUUGUAAAACCUUACUUAUAAAAAGCGGUUAGCUCUUAAUAAUACCACAAAGUUGUUUAAUUCACUAUUUGUCAGUUUCUACUUAGUGAUCCGUCUUUCGUGUAUAAUGAAAAUUAUCACUACAGUAAUUAUAACUCUUCUAGCACAAUGCGUGAAUUUACAGCCUACAUUCGAUCUCGAGAGAAUGUCACGUUCUUGCGUUUUCGGCGUUAAAUCAGUAUCUAUGAUUCUAUAUAACAGCGAAUUUCCUAAGGGUAAAGUUAUCGAGCUAAAUGAAACCUGUGAUGCAAUUGAUCCGAAUAAACAGAUUGCCUUCGUGACUCAUGGUUUUAUUAGUUCUGCAAAUCGUUCAAUGAGUUUUAAACUAGCUUCGGAAUUGUACAAGAAAAACUAUACAGUAUGUGCACUGGACUGGUCCGAUGCUGCGUGUACGAAUGGAAUACCCCUUGUAAAGUUUCUGGGGUAUCCUAGUGCAGUCAAAAAUACUCGCGAAGUUGGUGAACUCCUGGCAAAAUUCAUCAAACUCGUGAUCGAGGAGUGUAAAUGUUCAAGGGACAACAUCACACUAAUUGGUCACAGUCUCGGUGCGCACGUAAGUGGUUUCGCUGCAAAGAACAUCCAGAAAUGGUGCAAGGGCAAUAUUACCCGUAUCAUCGGUCUUGAUCCCGCAGCACCAUUUUUUUCAAGUAACAACUGCGAAAAUAGGCUCUGUAAAACGGAUGCCGAUGAUGUAACAAUUUUUCGCACCUCGUCGCUUGGAAUGUCCCUUACUUACCCCGUUUUUAGUAAAAGAGAACCUCUUGGUGACAAAAAUUUCCAAUUCGAUGACGGACUGAACCAGCCAGGAUGUAAUAUAGAUGUAGCUUGCUCACACAGCAGGGCCAUUGAAUAUCUGAUUGAUAUUUUGGAGGGUAACGCAUUCCCUAGUACUUUAGUGUCACCGUCUGUUGCUUUAGCCGAUCACACGUCCAAGUUUAAAUCGUUCCUAUUUUCCUCACCUGUCUGUCCUAAUCGUAAUACAACCGACUGCACAUUUGUGGAUGAUAAAAUAUUAACAGGUGACAUAGACGACGGAAACUACUAUAUAUGCGUCAACAAAAAUUCUCCUUACUCCGUAAAAGAAAAUUCUUUUAGCUGUCAACAAUAGCAAGAUGCCGAAUUCAAAACUGUGUGGAUUUUACUAUAAUAAAAAUAAAGCUGCAAAAUUGGCAAUAAACAGUAUUAUAUCACUAAUGCGAGCUUAUUUAUUUACCAACUAUAAAAAACUAAUUAAUUUAUGCACAACAAGUCAUUGUGCAUAAGCAACAAAUAACUCUUGUACAAGAACAUCGUUAAAAGCUCGAGAUAUAUUGCAAAUAAAUAGUUUAAGUCGCAAACUGCAUAGAGUAGAUUUUCUCAAAAUUCUGGAAACCCUGAAGAAGAAUGAACCAUUGUGGAAUCUAUAAAAUUCAAUAAUACUAAUUAAGCAGAUAAAAACUAGUAAAGGGUAAUAGAGACAAAAACAGAACUACCACAGGAAUUUUAUUGCGCUUUGUAUAUUUUUCGAUUAUCUUAAUGAAUUAGAUUUUAUAAUAAUUAUAGUUUUAUUAUCGUAUUCGUUUAUUUUGCAUAUGUAACGUUCUUUCGUUAUUCACCUUUAAAACAGCAGAGAUACAAUUCAACCAUCAUCUGCCUUGGGAAUAACUUUCGUGUGACGUAACUCGCGUCUUAUGUACAUCAUGGUACAUUGCUCAGACGUUUCACGUUUUAAUCAUAUACAUCGUAUUUUAAUAUGCCCUUUGUUUUCUUUUUCUGUUGUUCUCUCGCUUCGCAUUUGUAAAUAAAUUACAUUGCCACAUUACUAACUUUUUUUUCGGAGACAGCCGUCUGUAGUUUCUCUAGUCGUCAACAUCGAUAUAGCCUUGUCGAGAUUGAAGAUAUCAUUAUUCUUUCGAUUACAGAAUAAUUUGUAAACUGUAUGACCUGUAUGACUGUAUGUUCAAUUGAUUCGAUCUACGAUAUAACUGAAGAUAUCAAUUAAAAUAAUGCUAUCAAAACUAACUCAGUAGAUACCAAGUUAAGACUUUUUUCUUUCUUUUUUUUAUAACAAGUUUGUCAUUAGCAAAUUCAGCAUCAAAAUGCACAAUGUCGUAAU